GACAGAGAGAGAGAGAGAGAGAGGCUGAGGGAAGUGAGGACUCUUUGGAGCGACCUCUCGGAUGCAGAAAGGAAACCAAUAAUACAGGGAGAAGACAUCCUCUCGAGGCGAUGAUCUUGCUGAAUUCUUGACUUCACUUACAGAUAACAAAGAAAUAAAGAGGAGUCCAGUCUCUGUAUUGAAAUUAAACACCCGUAUCAUUGUUGACAUGGAGGAGGAUGCAUCUAAAUACCUGGAGUGUGGAAAUAGCUUCACUGAGAGGCAAAAUCUUCAUUCACAUCAAGGGACUCCCACUGGGGAGAAACCCUAUACAUGCCUGGAGUGUGGACAAAGCUUCACUCAGAGAGGAAAUCUACAUAAACAUCAAAGGACUCACACUGGAGAGAAACCCUAUAAAUGCCUGGAGUGUGGACAAAGCUUCAUUUAUAGUUCAGGUCUACGUUCACAUCAAAAGACUCACACUGGGGAGAAACCCUAUACGUGCCUUGAGUGUGGGAAGAGGUUCACACAUAGUUCAAAUCUAUUUGAACACCAAAGAAUUCACACUGGGGAGAAACCCUAUACAUGCCUCGAGUGUGGAAAGAGUUUCACUCAGAUUUCAAAUCUACAUUCACAUCAAAAGACUCACACUGGGGAGAAACCCUAUACAUGCCUGGAGUGUGGACAGAGCUUCAGCCGUAGUACAAAUCUACGUUCACAUCAGUGGACUCACAAUGGGGAAAAACCCUAUACAUGCCUGGAGUGUGGACAGAGGUUCAAUCAGAUUAGAUACCUACGUUCACAUCAAAAGUCUCACACUGGGGAGAAACCCUUUAAAUGCCUGGACUGUGGACAGAGCUUCAGUCGUUGUACAAAUCUACGUUCACAUCAAAGGACUCACAUUGGGGAGAAAUGUUAUGAAUGCCUGGAGUGUGGGAAGAGGUUCACUCAUACUUCAGGUUUAUCUCGACAUCAAAGAACACACACUGGGGAGAAACCCUUUACAUGCCUGGAAUGUGGACAGAGCUUCGCUCAAAGUUCAGGUCUAUGUUCACAUAAAAGGAUUCACACUGGGGAGAAAUCUUAUAUAUGCCUAGAGUGUGGACAAAGCUUCGCUCAAAGUUCAGGUCUACGUUCACAUCUAAGGACUCACACUGGGGAGAAACCCUAUACAUGCCUGGAGUGUGGUCAGAGCUUCACUCAGAGUGCACAUCUACACAGCCAUCAAAGGAUUCACACUGGAGAGAAACCCUAUAAAUGCCAGGAAUGUGGACAGAGCUUCGCUCAUGAUUCAGGUCUCUAUUCACAUAAAAGGACUCACACUGGGGAGAAACCCUAUAAAUGCCUGGAUUGUGGACAGAGCUUUGCUUAUAGUACAAAUCUACGUUCACAUCAAAGGACUCACACUGGGGAGAAACCCUAUACAUGCCUGGAGUGUGGGAAGAGAUUUGCUUAUAGUUCAUAUUUAUGUCGACAUCAAAGAACACACACUGGGGAGAAACCCUUUACAUGCGUGGAGUGUGGUCAGAGCUUCACUCAUAGUUCAGGUCUACGUUCACAUCUAAGGACUCACACUGGGGAGAAACCCUAUAAAUGCCUGCAGUGUGGUCAGAGCUUCACUCAGAGUGGAGGUUUACAAUCACAUCAAAGAACUCACACUGGGGAGAGACCCUAUAGAUGCCUGGAGUGUGGAAAGAGUUUCACUCAGAGAGGAAGUCUACAUAAACAUCAAAGGACUCACACUGGGGAGAAACCCUAUAAAUGCCUAGAGUGUGGUCAGAGCUUCACUGAUAGUUCAGAUCUACGUUCACAUCUAAGAACUCACAUGGAGGAGAAACCCUAUACAUGCCUGGAGUGUGGACAGCUUUUCAUUGAUAGUUCAGGUCUAUGUUCACAUUACAGGAUUCACACUGAGGAGAAACCUUAUGAAUGCUUGGAUUUUGGAAAGGGAUUCACUGAUUGAGAAUGAACUUGUAAAAAGGCGAAUAGAUAAUAUCUAUUUAACACCUAUAUGUGCCCACUUGCCCAGCUGGUCCGAGGCUUUGGGCUUGAGUGUUACCAGUACGCUGAUGACACUCCGCUUAUGUUGAAGAUGGAAGGCCGACCAGACUAUGUACCCGAUAAUUUUCAUCAAUGCAUUGGAGGCCGUUACUGGAUGGCUGCGUGCUUUCAGGUUGAGGGUGAAUCUGGCAAAAAUGGAGAUUCUGUGGCUGGGUCGACCGGGCAGUGGGGAUAUCCAGCUGCCUACCCUGGAUGGCGAGGCGCUACGCCCGUCAUCAUUGGUAAAGAGUCUGGGAGUCCUUUGGGACCCUCUGCUGACGAUGGAGGCUCAGGUCUCCGCCGUUAGCAGAACCGCUUUCUUUCAUCUGUGACAGGCUAGACGGCUGGCCCCCUCCCUGUCCAGGGACGACCUCGCUACGGUGAUCCAGGCCACGGUCAUCUCAAGAGUGGACUACUGUAAUGCCCUCUACAUUGUCCUUCUACUGGUGAUCCAGAAGCUCAAGUUGGUACAAAAUGCAGCUGCUUGGCUUCUUGCGGGAAUUCUGAUGAGAUUCCACAUAACACCAAUCUUACUACAGCUGCAUUGGCUACCAAUUGAGCACCGAAUCACUUUCAAAGGGAUGGUACUCACCUUGAAGGCCUUAUAUGGUCUGGGGCCAAUGUACCUGAGGGACCGCCUCACCCCCUACCAACCCCAGAGAUCCCUCCAUUCUGAGGACCAAAAUUUAUUGGAAGUUCCCAGUUUUAAAACCUUGCAUCUAACAGCAACCAGACGCAGAGCCUUCACAGUAGUGGCACCAUCGCUAUGGAACACUGCCACCAGAAGUAUGUGCUUUGCGGGAUUUAUCGGCCUUCCACAGGGCUUGUAAGACAUAUUUUUUUCGACAGGCUUUUGAUCUUUGGUAUGUUGUUUAAUUUGUGUUAGAUUCUAGUUUGUUCUUGUAAGGUGCUCCGAGCCUGAGGGGAGCGGCGGCAUCUAAGUUUGAAAUAUAAAUAAAUAAAUA
Molecule: messenger RNA, 2984 nt
Organism: Anolis sagrei ordinatus
Lineage: Eukaryota; Metazoa; Chordata; Lepidosauria; Squamata; Anolidae
Source: RefSeq, a predicted model, not a curated record